AUGAGCAGCAGGAACCCACCCAGGCUCCUGGACCUCGCCAUCCAGAGUGUGUUACAGGACGAGCCCUCGGCCAUUGCUGCCCUGGAGUGGCUGCCCACACAACUCUUCCCACCACUGUUCAUGGGCGCUGUGGCCGGUGGACAUGAAGAUGCGGUGAAGGCCAUGGUGGUGUACUGGCCUUUCAUCCGGCUCCCACUAGGGGCUCUCCUGGAGUCUGGACAUUCUCACCAGGACAUCUUAAAGGCGGCCCUGGAUGGUUUUGAUGUCCUGUUGGCCCAGAAGGUUCCACCCAGGAGAAGCAAACUGAAAGUGCUGGACUUAAGGCUGGACACUGGCUCCAACUUCUGGAAAGUGUGGUCUGGAACCGAAUCCGUUGCCUCGGUGCCCUCAUCAGAGGACCCGGCGACCACCCAGCCCUGGACUGUGAUUCACAGAGGGAAGAAUUCCACAGCAGGGGAGGGGCCUCAGCCCUUGGCCUCCAUGGUGCUGCUCACAGACCUGUGCUUCCUUGAAACCAUUCCAGACGAAUUGUUCACCUUCCUCAAUGAAAGGGUCAAGCACGGAAAGGCCCUGCCAUCCCUGUGCUGUAGGAAGCUGGAAUUUGUCAGUCUGUUGGAACUUCCCAUUAUGGAGGAGAUCCUGAAUGCGGUGCAGCCGGACUCUGUGCAGGAGGCGGGAGUGCACUGCAGCUGGGACCUGCACACCCUCAACUGGUUUCUUCCUUACCUGUCCCAGAUGGGUCACCUGAGCAUCCUCCAUCUUUCCCGGAUCAGCCUGGACCCGCUGGGGGCACCUAGCGUUAGCAAGUUGGAGAAGGUACUUGGGAAACUGGCCUCCCACCUCCGCAGUCUGCACCGACUCCGCCGCCUCAUUGUGGAAUACGUCUUCUUCCUGAAUGAGCAGCUUGGCCAGCUGCUCGGAUGCGUGCCCACCCCGUUGGAGUCCCUCGCCGUCAUGAACUGCGUGCCUCUGGACGCUGACAUGUCGAGUCUGUGCGAGUGUCCCUGCACCAGCCACCUCAGGUCCCUGGAUCUGAGUGGUAUCUUCAUGGCACGCUUAAGCCAUGGAUUCCUCCCGCGUCUGCUACAGAGGGUCUCGGCCACCCUGACCCACCUGAACUUAUCGGACUGCAACAUCAAUGACUCUGUGCUCAGCACCUUGCAGCCUGCUCUGGGCCGGUGCUCCCGGCUCAGCACCUUGCUGUUGGGUGGGAACCGGGUCUCCACGGCUGUCCUGCAGGGCCUGCUUCAGCACACGUGGCCGCGGUGCAUGUUCUCCCUUCUGGAGCUCCCUGUCCCUCAGGAUUGCUAUGACCAUCCCCAAGGUCCUCUGCGCCAGGAUACUCUUGCCGAGGUCAUGCAGGAGCUCAGGGUGACCCUGCAGGCCCGCAGGCCCCUCUCUGUCAGUUUUGUUCCCAGCACACGUGACAGAGCGUGGGAUGAAAUCAUCGUCCACAUGGACAGCUAA
This is a messenger RNA of Echinops telfairi (small Madagascar hedgehog), 1467 nucleotides long. RefSeq names its product melanoma antigen preferentially expressed in tumors-like. Gene Ontology annotation, cellular component: cytoplasm. The record is from RefSeq and is a predicted model, not a curated record. The coding region runs from base 1 to 1467 and encodes 488 amino acids. Gene Ontology annotation, biological process: negative regulation of apoptotic process; negative regulation of cell differentiation; positive regulation of cell population proliferation. NCBI's taxonomy places the organism in Eukaryota, Metazoa, Chordata, Mammalia, Afrosoricida, Tenrecidae. The transcript has a single exon.